CAUCAUACAUAUAUCCUAUAGCUCUGAACAUGGCCUCUCGUCGCCUCCCAGCCUUUGUCUUCCCACUUUUGCUUUUCACUUUCUCGCUUAUGUGCUCCAAAACACUGGUCCAAGGAGCUCGCUGUCUUCUCGAGACUCAAGUGCCUCAGGUGCCUGAGCUUCCAAAGCCUGAAUUGCCCCAUCUUUCUAGUCUUCCAACCUUGCCAAAGCCUGAACUGCCACAACUGCCGAAGGCCGAGCUGCCACCAUUGCCAAAGCCGCAGCUUUCACAACUGCCAAAGCCAGAGUUGCCACAUUUGCCUAAGCCAGAAUUGCCAUCAUUGCCUAAGCCCGAGUUGCCACCAUUGCCUCAUGUACCAACUUUGCCAAAGCCUGAAGGCCUCAAGUUAGCUGAACAACCCCAUCUCUCAACCAUGCCUGAGCUUCCACCAUUGCCAAAGCAGGAGGAGCUGCCAUCAUUGCCAAAGCCCGAACUCCCAUCCCUUCCGAAUUUCCCAAGUUUUCCAAAGCCUGAGUUACCAACACUACCUAAUCCGGAAAUGCCAACUUUACCUCCACUGCCUCAUCUCCCCGAGCUCCCUAAGACUGGAUUGCCCACCAUUCCAACCCUCCCGAAAGACAAAACCAUCCUUCCUUGAUCUGCAUGCACAUGCAGUUCUUCAUGAUGUCUGGGCAGAACCUAUACUAUUGGCAUAUAUAUGUUUAAUCAUGUACCUUGCUACCUGUAUUACAUCAGUACUUGUUAUUAUAUAUACCUAGCCUGUUGGCCGGAUUGUUAUUCUUCAUUUAGUCAUAUUUUCAUCUAUGGUUGUAUACUUGUUUCUGUUCUGCUCCGAGGAUUAUUAAUAGUCACCUCUAAUUAAUGUUCUUUAAUUAAUUACCA
Molecule: messenger RNA, 883 nt
Organism: Rosa rugosa (rugosa rose)
Lineage: Eukaryota; Viridiplantae; Streptophyta; Magnoliopsida; Rosales; Rosaceae
Product: protein PELPK1-like
Exons: 1
Coding region: 30-638 (202 amino acids)
Source: RefSeq, a predicted model, not a curated record